This is a messenger RNA of Aegilops tauschii subsp. strangulata, 10367 nucleotides long. NCBI's taxonomy places the organism in Eukaryota, Viridiplantae, Streptophyta, Magnoliopsida, Poales, Poaceae. The record is from RefSeq and is a predicted model, not a curated record.
GGCACGCGAAACCCACGCACCCAUUCGCACUGCCGCCUCGGCGCGCUCACACUCGCCAGGCACGCGCGCCGCACCUCCUCGCCGUUUCCGCGUUUCCUUCCACAACGGCGACCUGCCACGGCCGGAUGCCAAAACCGGCAACCCGGAGCGCGCGCCGUCGCAUAUAAGGAUGCCCCGUUUCCCUAGCCCUAGCCCGCGCCUCCUCCGACCCUCACCCGCCGCCGUCUCUCGAAACCCUACCCCACUCCGGCGGAUAGAUCCGGCACGUCCUGCCCUCUCCGCCGCCAGUCGCCAGAGAUGGUCGCCCGCAACUCAUCCGCGUACGCCUCCGACCCGGUCCACCAGGCUGCCAUGGCCGUCCCCAAGUCGCCCGUGCUAGCCGCCGACCCGCUCCACCAGGCCGCCGCGUCGGGGGGAAUUGACGGCGUUCCUGGAGCGCUCCCGACCGAGCAAGGGUCUUUGACGGCGCUGCCGCCCCCGCAAGCAGCGCCGGAGAUGGCCCUGCAGCAGCGCGCCACGUACAUAACGGAGCCGCCCCCGCCGCAAGGCACGCCUGUGAUGAAGACGGCCCCGCAGCAGGGCGCGUACAUGCCCGCGCCGACGCCCCCGCAAGGGCCCCCCGUGACGCAUCUGGUGAUGCUAGGGGCAAACACGGUGGUGCCGAUUUCCCUGCGGGAGCCGGUCAUUACCGUGCCCCCACAAGGCAGACCUGUGAUGGCACCUCUGCCUUUCCCUGCCGGUCCUCCAUCCUUCAUUCAUGAUGCCGGAUACAUGAUGGGGCAAUCACUGUUGCCUGCCGGCCCUCAACCCAUGACGGGGCUGCAGCCUCCAUCCGCCGGAUACAUGAUGGGGCACCCGCUGUUGCGUGCCAGCCCUUUACCGAUGACGGCGCUGCAUCUCCCACAGGCCGUACACAUGAUGGCACGGCCGCCUUUGCCCGCUGGUCCCCCUCCUCUCAAGCGUCACCGCCCUGACUACUUCGGCAUGCCUUUUGGACCGCGGAUGACUGGUUGGGAGCAGGAAAUGCCUGGAUUUGAUGAAUCAAUGGGACUGCCUUAUGGGCCUUACAUAAACAAUGAGAUGCCUUGUAUUGGUUCUUAUGAGCCAUAUCUUCCUUCAGACGCAUCAAACACCUUACAUGUUGAAGGUUUCCCACCCAGCUGUACUAGACGGGAACUUGCACAUAUAUUUCGCCCUUUUACUGGGUUCUGUGCAGUAAGGCUGGUCAACACAGGAUAUAAUAAUCGACAUGUAAUAGCUUAUGCUGACUUACAUCAUUGUUAUUUGUUUGACAUGCAUGACCGGUACUCAGUCAAAUUGGACCUCAAGUUCCUUCCUGGUCCGUCCAAGAUCUGCUGCCUUUUGUAGUUCUGUAUGCUAAUGGGAAACCAUAAGAUGAAGGCCCUUGUGUUUUGCUGAGAAAUGGUAGCUGUGUUGGCACGCCUUCCAUUAUGUAGCACUGUCUACAAGGCGGACCUGUGUUGCACCGCUGCCGCUCAAUCCAUGAUAGCGGAUCUGUGUUGGCACGCCUUCCAUUAUGUAGCACUGUCUACAAGGCGGACCUGACAACCAUGAUAGCGGAUCUGUCUUCGUACAAUUGCACUUCAGUCAAUGAUGGCGCAUCAGCCUCUACAGGCCGGAUACAUGACGGGACAACCAUUACCUCCGCUCCCCCCAUCCACUCAAAGCGUCAACGUCCUGACUUUGGCAUCAAGUUCAAGAUCAUAUUUGUGUGAAAUGCGUUGAAAGGAUUUUGACAAUAUUGUCGUUGGUGAUGUUAAGAGUCGCUGAAGAACUCAUUGUGUUAGACAUUGCUAUUCAUCCAAGACAUAAAAAGCAAACGAGACCACAUCAGUUGGCAGGUUUCCACUUUCUGGUUGUUUCAUGAGUAUUGUUCUUUGCUAUGCUGGAUACGGUCAUGGGUGUUAUUGUGGUGAUCUGUUUCCUGCUAGUACAUUGUUGUUUGCAAGGUUGUAUAUUUGUAGAGACUCCUUUUCGGGUGUGGCGAUUCGGUGCCUGAGCUCAGCUGCUCCCGAAAUCGUCGCGGUCCAGUUCGGCCUUGGGAUCCGAAUAAAUGGGCCUGUGGCGUCUGACGCGGGAGUGGAGAAAAGGGCCGUGCGGGAAUAUACAGUAUAGAACAGUACCUCUUUGGUGGGACCAGAUCGUAUUGGGAAAACGGCGGACGCGGACCAGAACGUUGUCAUUUAUCCCGAGCCGCGGAUCAGAUAAGGUGUACAGGACAGUAUUCUUUUUCCCUUGCGAUUUGGGUGAGGUGGGCGGCGGGCCGGCGGCGCUGGACGUGAGAUGGGGUGGCGCGCAUGCCUGUGGGCCGCUGAGAGUUCUCUGUUGCGGUAGAGAGGGAGAUCGGCUGGGGCGGUGUGUCACGGUGGCGGGGGAGGCUGCUUGGUCGGCUGCUGUGGAUUCACUUCUCAGGCUCUGUCUCAGAGGUUGCGUCUGUUGGUGAUGUUCUGUGGAAGGAGGGUUUCCGGCGGGCGGGCGGCGGGCGCUGUCCAGCGGGGUUCUUCGUCGCCGAUCUGCGGGUUUUCCGCCGUUGCCCCGCUCUGCUCCGGCUUCUCCUCCACCUGCUGCACUUCCUUGCCCCGUCCAGAUUAGGGAGUCACCAUGUGGUGGCUCGCUAUCUGCCCCCAUACCGGGGCGUCGGCCAUCUCGAGUUGUCCCCUCCGUUCGCCGUCCGAAUCGUGCCAGGCCUUUCUCCUCCAUGUGCGCCAUCUCCUGACGAACUCCACCUCAGAUUCAGUCUGAACCCGUGAUGCCCCCUCCCAGUCCCAGCCGUCCCUCACCCCCUUGCGCCCCUACACCUGUACAGUGCUGGGUUCCGUUGGAAGUCAUCUGCAAGUGUGCCACCUCUCAUGAUGGAUUCUUCUCAUGGUGGGGAUUCGGUCUGAAGGUGGAAGCAUUGCUCCAGAGUCGCUCAAAGUCUCAGACAACAAAAAUACUUGAAUUUGGUUUUCCGUGCUUCGACCCCUUCCACUUUGCCUCUAAACAUUAGAAUACUUCUACAUUCUUCUUGCCUUUUUUUAUUCAUCUCCUUAGUUGGGUUGAAAACUCUCUUGCAGAAAUUUGGCAACAAAUAAAUUUGAGGAAAGAAUACGAACACCAUUUUCGUCGUUGCACACCUGGACUCUCACGGAUAUCUGGGAAUGAGCGCUUCCUAUUCAAAAUUUACUUGCAGAAUCAACUGAUUGUUGGACGUUACUGACUUCGUGGACGGAGACGCUCAGAUCGGCUCAGAAAAAUGACUGAGCCGUUUGAGGCCUACCUGAUCUGCAUCUACAGUUGUAGCUUCCGUCGCAUUCAAUGCGUACCAGGCAUGUAUUACCGCAGAAAAAGAAAGCCUUCCGACCCCUUCAAUAAUCUUUCACUUACUGCAAAUACGAUUCGCAGUUGGGGAUGUGGCAGUGUUACCGAGGAGUGGGACAGCUUGUAUGCUCAGAAGGUCCAAUUGUUUACUUUCCUUUCUACUCUGCCCGAGCCCGCUCUGAGUUAUGGGCCGAGUGUUAAAACUAAUAUGGCCAAUUCUAUCGAGUAAAGAGAACAGAAAAAGAGUGACAUAAUAGUUCUUGAUUCGGAUGAUGAUGAUGAAAGCACAGGAGCACACAAAUAACUGACGCCUGAGAAAAACAAACAGCUCACACCUGAGAAAAAUAAACAGCUGAUGCCAUCAGAACAGGCUGGUGCUCUCACGAGAGGUAACCGAAAUUGAUGAAGUAAAUGAGACAAUGCAUGAUAGAGAUCAAAACAGUCAAAUUGUUCCAUAUAGUCCAAGUGCAACUUCAAUGAAUCAGUAUCCUUUAGCCAGCUAUCAACCAUCAGCAGUUCUGUUUGAGAGAGUUAUAUUGCAGAAAAGACCUGAGGAGGAACGUAUCCAUGAUCUGGCUGUCACUACCCAUAAGGAGAAAAUAGCAGAAACACAAGUUUUCCCUUCACUUCCUAAGGAGAGAAAAAUAAACGAAAAGUUGAUCCAAAUUCCCAAGUAGAUGGGGAUUUUGAAAUUGUGCCAAGAAAAAGAAAAAGAAAAAAUGAAGCAAAUCCAGCAGUAUUUGAUUUGCCCUCAGAACCUUACAAUCCUGUGGGGGAAGACGAGCCUAUGGAGGAAGAAAAUAUACAAGAAAAGGAAAGUGAUGGUCUUGAAGAUUUUUGGAAUGAGUACUCAGUGGCACUUGAAAGAUCUAAGCUCGACACACUUGAAGAGGCAGCCAAUGAGAAAGAGGUGAACAACGUCUGCAAUCAUGAAAUACAGAUUCAUGAAGAUCUGGGCCAUGUAUGCCGUGUCCGCGGUAUGAUUGUGAGAAGGCCUGACACAAUCAUUGAUUAUCAGUGGAGAAAGUAGGUGUUUGAUCUGCUUCUCCAUUUCUUCCUUUUGGUGAUGAGGAACUCUAUAAGGCCUUACAUGAGGUGGAUCAACUCCUGGCAUCAAGGGGAUUUUAUGAUCCAAUUCUCUCUUGGGAGCUGGAAUACAGUGCCUUUCAGGAGUUUGAGCCACUAUGUUGUGAAUUUGAAGAAGAAAAGUUUCCACACCCUUGUCCAACAGCUUAGUGACUUGUUCUGCUGGUAUUUCCAAGAUUUCCUCACUGGGGUUGUAAACUGCAGUUGUGACUGUUGUUUUGCCUUGGAUAGUGAAGCUGAACUGAUUGUGUGGCACAUCAAAAGCCACAGGACUGACCAAUGAAAACCAAUCAUACCCUAGAAUCAUAUCAUGACUAGGGAGGUUGAGAAUUCUGAAAGAGUGUUCCAACUUCAGUUUGGCUAGUUGAAAAACACAAUUUGGAACUACAACAGCAGAAAGCAGUAAACCCCCUCCAGCUACAGAAACCUUUCUGGGUCUAACAGGGAGGAAUUGACAGUUGGAUUUAAUAGCAAACUGUUCACUGAUGAAAGAGAUUGAACUUCCUGUAUCCAGUAGUGCUACUGCCCUUUUUCCAUUUACAUGCACAAUUACAGUAGGAGAAUGCACAGCAAGUUGCUGGCCCAUAGCAUGGGCACAGACAAACAUUGCUUGCUCCUGUUGUUCUGUCCCUUCUUCCACUACUUCUUGUUGAUCAGGGUCUGUUUCUUCUGGACCAGAUUCUUCCAUUUCUUGUUGUAACAUGUGCACAUUAGGAACUAGAGUGCAUUUAUGGGCAUGGAACCAUUUAUCACCACAUCUCCAACAUUCCCCAGCUUUUCUGCUUUUCUGAAUUUGGCUAUUAAUAUGUUCAGUGUUCUUUGUGGCAGUAGUUGUUGGAACUGCUACAGUGUUGAUUACUUGUUUGCCAGCUGCAGGUGUUACAGUUUUCUGCCAGUAGUUAUUGUAAGGUACUGUGGACUUCUUGACCUGUGUCACAGGAGGAGGGUGACAAGGUUCAAUCUCCUUUGCCAAACAGUACGCAUCAGUCAGAGAAGUGGGUCGAAGAAGUCUCAGUUGUGAGGAGUGCAGAUCUGCUGCCUUUUGCAGUUCUGUAUGCUAAUGGGAAACCAUAAGAUGAAGGCCGUUGUGUUUCGCUGAGGCACCAAGUUCAAGAUCAUAUUUGUGUGAAAUGCGUUGAAAGGAUUCUGACAAUAUUGUCGUUGGUGAUGUUAAGAGUCGCUGAAGAACUAAUUGCGUUAGACAUUGCUAUUCAUCCAAGACAUGAAAAGCAAAUGAGACCACAUCAGUUGGCAGGUGAAAUACAGAGCUCGAUGCCAAAAAUAAAGAUACCUAGUAAACCUAGGAGAAAGAAUUGACAAAUAAGGCAUGUAUUACUGCAGAAAAAGAAAGCCUUCCGACCCCAUCAAUAAUCUUUCACUUACUGCAAAUACGAUUCGCAGUUGGGGAUGUGGCAGUGUUACCGAGGAGUGGGACAGCAUUAUGCUCAGCGGGUCCAAUUGUUAACUUUCCUUUCUACUCUGCCCGAGCCCGCUCUGAGUUAUGGGCCGAGUGUUAAAACUACUAUCGAGCAAAGAGAACAAAAAAAGAUUGACGUAAUAGUUCUUGAUUCGGAUGAUGAUGAUGAAAGCACAGGAGCACACAAACAACUGAUGCCUGAGAAAAAUAAACAGCUGAUACCAUCAGAACAGGCUGGUGCUCUCAUGAGAAUGGUAAUCGAAGGAAUUGAUGAAGUAAAUGAGACAAUGCAUGAUAGAGACCAAAACAGUCAAAUUGUUCCAUAUAGUCCAAGUGCAACUUUAAUGAAUCAGUAUCCUUCGGCCAGCUAUCAACCAUCAGCAUUUCUGUUUGAGAGAGUUAUAUUGCAGAAAAGACCUGAGGAACAUAUCCAUGAUCUGGCUGUUGCUACUCAUAAGGAGAAAAUAGCAGAAACACAAGUUUCCCCUCCACUUCCUAAGGAGAGAAAAAAAAAACGAAAAGUUGAUCCAAGCUCCCAAGUAGAUGGGGAUGUUGAAUUUGUGCCAAGAAAAGAAAAAGAAAAAAUGAAGCAAAUCCAGCAGUAUUUGAUUUGCCCUUAGAACCUUACAAUCCUCUGGGGUAAGACGAGCCUAUGGAGGAAGAUGAGCCUAUGGGGGAAGAUGAGCCUAUGGAGGAAGAACAUAUACAAGAAAAGGAAAGUGAUGGUCUUGAAGAUUUUUGGAAUGAGUACUCAGUGGCACUUCAAAGCUCUAAGCUCGACACACUUGAAGAGGCAGCCAAUGAGAAAGAGGUGAACAACGUCUGCAAUCAUGAAAUACAGAUUCAUGAAGAUCUAGGCCAUGUAUGCCGUGUCUACGGCAUGAUUGUGAGAGAAGGGCUGACACAAUCAUUGAUUAUCAGUGGAGAAAGGUUAUUUGUUUGACAUACAUGACAAAUACUCGCUCAAAUUGGACCUUCAAUUAUUUGCUGGUCUAAGGUCAACUGAUGCAUCUUUGUGGGUUUUGAUUUCUUCAAUGUCAAUCUAAAACCUUCAAUUUGCAACUGCUUCCUUUGCUUUUGUUUCCUCAUGAACGAGAAUGGACAAGUUGAUUGUUUCUUGGGCCUUACCUGAUAUGCUAUGAUGAGCCUAUAUUAGAAUUGGAAUUGGUAUUAUAAGUUGCAUGUCGUAUGAGAUGAUCUAGUUUGUUAUUUGGUAUUGUAACUUAUCAUGUAUUUGCGUGACCCAUACAAAACAGUAUGCGACAGUGGACCAAACAUUCAAACUUUUGCGAGCAUCGAAAGGUUUUUUUAUUACCAAAAGUAAAAGGUUUAUGUCUGGUGAGCGUAUUAUGCUUGUCUCUAGUCUCAUGGAUUGACAUCAAUAUUUGGAAAAUUGAUGCCUUUUGCAAUCACUUGAGAUGGAAUUUGCCAUGGAAGAGAUCACGUAGCUUUUAUAUGUACAGUUAAAUACUUGUUGUAUCAAAAUAGCUAGAAUAGCUCAGUUGGCCAGAGCGUGUGGCUGUUAACCACAAGUUCGGAGGUUCAAGCCCUCCUUCUAGUGAGUUUUUUUCUCCACUUUUCGUGCAUGUAUGAUACAAAAAGAAAACCAAAUGUAUUCUUUUAGUAUCAUGUAUUUGUACUAUACACUCUAAUUAUAGUUGUUGGAUUCUUCCUACACAUAGCUAUUUAUCCCAUCAUUCCUUGUAUGAACCCCCUAACAUAUUCUUUGCGUCGGUCAUGUCAUGUGCUUAUUUAAAUUUGAACUCAAUAUUGUUGGGUAAUUUGUUUAGUUUCUAUGAACAAAACAGCAUGAAGGAGUGCCUGUAUAAUGAUCAAUGGCCAUAAUUAAGCAUGUAGCUUUGAAGACCUGGAGAUUUUAGUACAUAUUGAACAUUUCAACUGCUUCUUUUAAUUUGCGAUGAUAAAUAAUAGGGUAGUGGUAUGCCAUCUUGACAGUUGGUACAACCACUCAAGUGUUCUUGCUUUUGCCAUUCAAAUUUGACUACAUAGAACUAGGACCCUUCUGUCCGGAAUUUCUGGAUCUAAUUCAAAUAAACUUAUCUACAUCUAAGGACUGUACUACAGUUUAGUUAGUCCAAUGCUUACCAUGUUUUGCCUGUGUAUAUGCAAAAUACAUUUAGCUAUAUUUCUGGUUGAAGAGAAGGGUUGGGCGACACUAACUACAGUGUCAAGGUGCUUGCAUUGUUAACUUACUUUACAUGCUACAAUACUAGUUACUGGAUUCCAUCACUCAUGUCUUUAGAUAUUAUGGAAUGAUGGCUAUAUCAGAUCGUGAUCCCUCUACAGUCGUAUUUGUGCAAAAGAAUUCUUUAUUUGGCUCCUACGUUCCUUGUGAGCUAGUGUUGUCGAAGAAAUCGUCAAGAAUAGAUGACUUAGUGUAUGUUGCUUCUCCCAAAAGUGGAAGCACCACUCUUUUAAGGUGCGUUGUUGCCGUGCAUUAUACAAAUGACAGGUAUGUGAGGAUAAACAAUGGUAGGAUGUGGAACAUGCAGUUUGCGCUCAAAUUUUUCCUUUUCUUUUUGAAACGGAACAGUUUGUGCCAAAAUUUGAUCAAUAAGCUGUUCUGUUCAACGAACGGUGGGAUGUUUUGCACUUUUUCAAGUCUACCUUUCUAUUUUUACCGUGUCUUGCUUUUAGUACAAAUAAUAGAUAGAUAGAUGAUGUGGCUUGUUUACAUUGUGCAAGACAUGGGUUUAGUAACAAAUAUGGAACUUUGGAUUAUCAUUAUUUUCAUUUUUUUACAUGGUAUUCAUGAAAUUUAAAUGUAUCAUUGGAACAAUCAAUUAACAUUGUGUUUACCUCAUGUCAGGCGUCAAGGUCAAGAUCAUAUUUUUGUGAAAUGCGUUCAAAGGAUUCUAAUGAUAUUGUCAUUAGUGAUGUUAGAGUCGCUGAAGAAAUUAUUGCGUUAGACAUUUCUAUUCAUCCAAGACAUGAAAAGCAGAUGAGAGCACAUCAGUUGGCAGGUUUCCACUUUCUGUUUAAAAAUUUAGUCUCUGACAAACCAGGAGGUACCAUUCUAGCUCAUGCCCCUGGUUCGGGGAAAACAUUUAUGCUGAUUAGUUUCAUUCAGAGCUUCCUGGCAAAGUAUCCCUCUGGAAGGCCUCCUGUUGUACUUCCUAAAGGCAUAUUAGGUACAUGGAAAAGGGAAUUCCAACGGUGGCAAGUGGAGGACAUACUACUGUAUGAUUUGUAUUAGUCAAGGGUGACAAAGCAGAUCAGUUGGAAAUCCUUAACUCUUGGCAAGCCAAUAGGAGUAUCCUCAUGGUUGGAUACACUCGGUUCUCUUGGAUCAUUGACAGUGAUGGGGGUGGCACCGUUGCAGCUUCAUGCUGGGACAUGUUGCUUAUGUUCCCUAACCUACUUAUAAUGGAUGAGGGCCAUACAGCUCGGAAUGAGUCGACUAAUGUGCUAGAAUCACUAUGCAGAGUACAUACUCCACGUUAGUCCUAUCUGAUACACUUUCUCAGAAUCACGCCGCAGAAGUGUUCAACAUCUUGAACCUUGUACGCCCAAAGUUUUUCAAGAUAGUAUCAUCUUGACUGUAUAAUGAGUCAAGUAUCAAUAUCAGCUCGCAGGAUUUCAAAAGGAGUCACUGAUAAAUUCACCAAGUCAGUCAAAGAGACCCUGCUGCAAUGACGAUAACUUCACGAGGAAAUCACAUGUUAUUAGAAGUCUCAGAGAACUAACAAAACAUGUGCUUCACUACUAGUACAAGGGUGAUAUCUUGGAUAAACUACAUGGCCUAGUAGACUUCAGUGUCUUCUUGAAACUCAGUCCCAAGCAGAAAGAAAUCGUUCAUAAGUUAAGUUGAAAGCCUUUGAGAAGUUCAAAAAACCUGCAGUAGGAACUGCCCUGUACAUGCAUCCAUGUCUGUCAGAAAUGUCAGAAGUUGAUGCUACAGAUAGGGCUUCCAGAUUGACAGAUGUCACUGUUGAUAGUCUGGUCCAGUCUAUCAUCGUGGCCGACGGUGUGAAGGCCAGAUUUUGUCGGCUGGGGCCCGGUGGCACUGGGGAUAGUAUCGCUGGCCCCGUUUGGCGUCGCAAGUGAAGGGGAGGAAGGACUGGAGGCUCUUCUUCAACACGCUGUUCUGGAACCUCCACUAGUGGGAUCGGCCGUUCCCCCGGGCGCUGACGGUGGCGGUUGUUCUGAUCGCUGUCAAUUACCUGCUGCCGCUUAUGGCCGCCACCGGUGCCACGGACGCACCACCGGGUACCUGGGUCAUUGGCUACUUGGCCGAUGCCGCAGGUACAUACAAACGCCGCUUAGUAUCAGAAUUAUUACAGAUUGUUCUUAUCACUGUGAGGCAAAAGUUUUUCGUCAUUUUGUUCGUUCUCAUUCUCCUUUGCUUCCUUUGUUUUUGUCAUGUGCCUACAAAAACGUCUUGUAUAUAUCUUGAGACGGAGGUAAUAGCAAUCAUCUAUCUUAUGCAUUAGAAACAAAAACAUAUAGGAUAUCUAUGUAUCAAUAUACUUACUGCAGCCUCCUUGCAAAUAAAUAUAUAUACUUACUGCCGUCGCUCAUA